This is a messenger RNA of Ilyonectria robusta, 1593 nucleotides long. RefSeq lists its product as uncharacterized. The transcript is spliced from 2 exons. Gene Ontology annotation, cellular component: membrane. Bases 1 to 1593 code for a protein of 530 amino acids. The record is from RefSeq and is a predicted model, not a curated record. Gene Ontology annotation, molecular function: magnesium ion transmembrane transporter activity. Gene Ontology annotation, biological process: magnesium ion transport. Lineage: Eukaryota; Fungi; Ascomycota; Sordariomycetes; Hypocreales; Nectriaceae.
AUGGGGUUGCUCGGCGGCAUCUCUGCGGGCGGGAGCAUAGCUCUCGGAAUUAUUGUGGGAUUGCUAUCGACCAGUAUCCAGAGCCUGGGAUUGACGUUGCAGCGAAAGUCGCAUAUCCUCGAAGACGAAAAGGGACCUCUCGAUGUCCGCCGACCACCGUAUCGCAGGAGGAGAUGGCAGAUUGGAAUGGGAAUGUUUAUUGUGGCGAACCUUCUGGGAAGCACCGUUCAAAUCUCGACGCUGCCACUCCCUGUCCUCUCGACCCUCCAGGCCGCUGGCCUGGUCUUCAACUCGAUUUGCGCAUCCCUCAUCCUCAGCGAGCCGUUUACUAGCUGGUCUCUCUCCGGCACGCUCCUUGUUACAACCGGCGCGAUACUCAUUGCUAUAUUUGGCGCCAUCCCCGAGCCGGCGCAUGAUCUAAAAGAGCUGCUCGAGCUGUUGGGACGGAGACCAUACGUGAUUUGGAUGAUAUUCCAGGCACUCUUCGUCAUCUCCCUUGCAUUGGCCAUCGACAUUAUCAACAACGUUUCAAGCAUCUCGCACGAUGCUAGAUUCCGGCUUGCUCGGGGUAUUACUUACGGCGUGAUCAGUGGGGACUUAUCGGCCCAUGCGCUCUUAUUCGCCAAAUCCUCCGUCGAGCUGGUCAUCAAAACAAUUGCGGGACGCAACCAAUUCGCCCAUUGGGAGUCCUGGGCAAUUGUUAUGGCCCUUGUCACUUUGGCCUUGUGCCAACUAUACUACUUACACCGAGGCCUCAAGCUGGUCUCCACCUCGGUCCUCUAUCCCCUGGUUUUCUGUGUCUACAACAUCAUUGCGAUUCUUGACGGUUUGAUCUACUUCAACCAAACCAGCCUAAUUUCACCUCUGCGUGGUUCUCUCAUUGCCUUGGGCACCGUUGUAUUAUUAUCGGGCGUGCUCGCCCUAUCAUGGCGACUCAGCGACGAACAGCAUACACCUGGAGUUGGUCAAUCAUCCUUGGCGCCCGGACUUGGCCUUGUCGAGGAUACCGAAGGAGAAGAAGAGUCUUUGCUGGGUUCCGAUCAUGCAAUUGCGGAGGAAAACGGACGACCAUCGACCUACCAUACAUUUCCUGUAAAUGGCGAAAUUACACCGAUGACACCCUCACGCAAGAGAAGCUCGCGAUGGGCUGAGCGUGCAGAGAUCUGGGGCGAGUUAGAAGACCGCGAUGAACCAGGCUCUCCUUCAAAUCGACGGCGUUCCAGUACGAUGCCGGGAUUUAGCGAGUCAUCACCUUUGCUUGGUCAAAGGAGGUCAAUGCCUGCUCCACCUUUGGGCGAUGAAUCCGGACCCAGCGCCGAGUCUUCACCGCGGAAAUUGACUAGGCGACGAAGGAAGAGCACUGGCUUCCCAGGCCUCGUUGCUCGUAGACAUCUUCGACAUAGAAGCUCGACGACGUCGGAGACUCUAGGCGGCCUCUUUACAUUGGGAUGGUGGAGAAACCGCGGCAGGCAGCCAUCGCAUGGAUCCAGUGCUGGCGAAAGCUCUCUACGGUCAUCGUACCGAGAUGGCCGUGAAAUCGGCCGGGAGGAGGGCGGUGCUAGAGGGAGCCGGACUAGCGAUUCAGCUGUAUGA